Molecule: messenger RNA, 5856 nt
Organism: Symbiodinium sp. CCMP2592
Lineage: Eukaryota; Dinophyceae; Suessiales; Symbiodiniaceae
Source: the annotation of a GenBank genome assembly
AUGUUGAAAGCAGCAUGGACGAUGAGGUGUUACACGGUGAGGUUGAGUUUGCUGUACCUCUCAUGCUGCGCGGGCAGCGGAGUCAGCAACGUUCAGUUUACGGACACUGAUACUGGCGAGUACUCGUUGGCGGGCACGGUCUCUUGGGACCCACCUGCAGAUGUAUCGCUAGUUGGGAGCUAUACUGUCUGGCUGGCACACGACAACUCGCAGGACAACUUUGCCCUGAUCGAGUUUCUUGCAUCGAAAGUUGUGGUCAACAGCUUGUUGCCGGAUCCAAGUCGAUUCUACGUUCCCGUGGGUAUCAACCAGGUAAGUUUAUCGGCAGCCAAUGCCGAUCGUAGCUUGCAAUUUGGAUACAAAGCGCAGUGGGUCGUCGUCCUGACCAACCGACCAGGAGUUUCUUCAGAGACCGCCUUCCAAGAAGCUGGUCUUGUCGCACUUUAUGACACAUCUAGCCGGACAUUGGGUGGUGACGUCGCGGUGGCGAGCGUUCAGUUCACGGACGAAGACUUUCAUGAAAAUUCCAUCGGAGGCACUGUGAGUUGGCAGCGCGGUGCUGCAACCACAGACUUUGGCUUUGUGGCGGAGUUCCAGCUGUACUUGGCAGAGGACGCUUUGGGGACAAACGAGCGGAUGAUCGACUCAGUGGGCGCGAGCCGGUCGUCCUACGAGAUUACCAACGGUACUGCUGCCACAGAGCGCUUUCUCUUUGUUUAUGCCGCCAAUCCCAACGGGCGGGCUACGCAGGGCACAUUCACAGGCUUUCCGGAUUGGUGGGUGAGCACAACCACAACGAUGUCCACUUCAAGCACAUCCUCCGUAACGCAUACUUCUAGUUCUACAAGCUCCACGUCGUCUUCCACAGCAACCACGACCACAUCCUCGUCUUCUUCAACAAGCACGACAAGCAGCACGACAUCGACAUCAUCCAGCACCACUACCUCUACCUCGACAUCUUCCACGUCAUCGACAACCACCAGCACCAGCACCUCAUCCACAAGCACAUCAUCCACGAGCAGCAGUACUUCAUCGACUUCCUCGACUUCGUCGUCCUCGUCAAGCACGUCCUCGACUUCAACAUCAAGCUCGUCAACUUCCAGCAGCAGCACCAGCACCUCAUCUACGAGCACUUCCUCCACAAGUAGCAGCACUACGUCGACCUCGUCGACUUCAACAUCUUCGUCAAGCACUUCGUCCACGUCCACCUCAAGUUCAUCUACUUCCAGCAGCAGCACCAGCACCUCAUCUAGCAGCACUUCAUCCACGAGCAGCAGCACAACAACGACUACAAUAACGUCAACAUCCUCCUCAAGCACGUCGUCCACAUCCACCUCGAGCUCCUCUACGUCCACUAGCAGCACCAGCACUUCCUCUACAAGCACUUCAUCCACAAGCAGCAGCACUACGUCGACCUCCUCGACUUCAACGUCUUCGUCGAGCACUUCGUCCACAUCCACGUCCAGCUCGUCCACUUCAACCAGCAGCACCAGCACAUCGUCGACCAGUACUUCCUCAACGACCACUUCGUCAACCAGCAGCAGUACCACAUCAACUUCGUCUACCUCAACAUCCUCAUCAAGCACAUCGUCCACGUCCACCUCAACUUCAUCAACGUCCACAAGUAGCACUAGCACAUCCUCCUCGAGCACUUCAUCCACAAGCAGCAGUUCCACAUCGACUUCGUCGACUUCAACAUCUUCUUCAACAACAUCUUCAACUUCCACAUCCACUUCUUCCACAUCAACAAGCAGCACCAGCAGCUCAUCCACGAGCACGUCCUCCACCAGCAGCAGCUCUACAUCCACGUCGUCGACCUCCACAUCCACAUCAAGCACGUCGUCGACAUCGACGUCGAGCUCAACAUCAUCCACAUCGUCCACGAGCACAUCCUCUACAACUAGCAGUUCUACGUCGACAUCAACAAGUAGCACUUCUUCGACUACUACAUCCUCCACGUCCUCAACCGUCACAUCGACCUCGACAACAUCCAGUUCAUCGACUUCGACAAGCAGCACCACCACAUCCUCUACAAGCAGUAGUACCACAUCCACUUCCUCCACCUCGUCAUCCUCGUCAAGCACGUCUUCGUCAUCCACAUCAAGCUCGUCAACGUCCACCAGCAGCACCAGCAGCUCAUCUACAAGCACUUCAUCCACAAGCAGCAGCACUUCAUCGACCUCGUCGACUUCAACAUCUUCGUCGAGCACUUCGUCCACAUCCACGUCCAGCUCAUCUACUUCCACCAGCAGCACCAGCACCUCAUCUACGAGCACUACGUCCACAAGCAGCAGCACUUCAUCGACCUCGUCGACUUCAACAUCUUCGUCGAGCACUUCGUCCACAUCCACAUCCAGCUCGUCCACUUCAACCAGCAGCACCAGCACAUCGUCGACCAGUACUUCCUCAACCACCACUUCGUCAACCAGCAGCAGUACCACAUCGACUUCGUCUACGUCAACAUCCUCAUCGAGCACAUCGUCCACGUCCACCUCAACUUCAUCAACGUCCACAAGUAGCACUAGCACAUCCUCCUCGAGCACUUCAUCCACAAGCAGCAGUUCCACAUCGACUUCGUCGACUUCAACAUCUUCUUCAACAACAUCUUCAACUUCCACAUCCAGUUCUUCUUCAUCAACGAGCAGCACCAGCAGCUCAUCCACGACCACGUCCUCCACCAGCAGCAGCUCUACAUCCACGUCGUCGACCUCCACAUCUACAUCAAGCACGUCGUCGACAUCGACGUCGAGCUCAACAUCAUCCACAUCGUCCACGAGCACAUCCUCUACAACUAGCAGUUCUACGUCGACAUCAACAAGUAGCACUUCUUCGACUACUACAUCCUCCACGUCCUCAACCGUCACAUCGACCUCGACAACAUCCAGUUCAUCGACUUCGACAAGCAGCACCACCACAUCCUCUACAAGCAGUAGUACCACAUCCACUUCCUCCACCUCGUCAUCCUCGUCAAGCACGUCUUCGACAUCCACAUCAAGCUCGUCAACGUCCACCAGCAGCACCAGCAGCUCAUCUACAAGCACUUCAUCCACAAGCAGCAGCACUUCAUCGACCUCGUCGACUUCAACAUCUACGUCGAGCACUUCGUCCACAUCCACAUCCAGCUCGUCCACUUCAACCAGCAGCACCAGCACAUCGUCGACCAGUACUUCCUCAACGACCACUUCGUCAACCAGCAGCAGUACCACAUCGACUUCGUCUACCACAACAUCCUCAUCAAGCACAUCGUCCACGUCCACCUCAACUUCAUCAACGUCCACAAGCAGCACUAGCACAUCCUCCUCGAGCACUUCAUCCACAAGCAGCAGUUCCACAUCGACUUCGUCGACUUCAACAUCUUCUUCAAGUACAUCCUCAACUUCCACAUCCACUUCUUCCACAUCAACGAGCAGCACCAGCAGCUCAUCCACGAGCACGUCCUCCACCAGCAGCAGCUCUACAUCCACGUCGUCGACCUCCACAUCCACAUCAAGCACGUCGUCGACAUCGACAUCGAGCUCAACAUCAUCCACAUCGUCCACGAGCACAUCCUCUACAACUAGCAGUUCUACGACGACAUCAACAAGUAGCACUUCUUCGACUACUACAUCCUCCACGUCCUCAACCGUCACAUCGACCUCGACAACAUCCAGUUCAUCGACGUCGACAAGCAGCACCACCACAUCCUCUACAAGCAGUAGUACCACAUCCACUUCCUCCACCUCGUCAUCCUCGUCAAGCACGUCUUCGACAUCCACAUCAAGCUCGUCAACGUCCACCAGCAGCACCAGCAGCUCAUCUACAAGCACUUCAUCCACAAGCAGCAGCACUUCAUCGACCUCGUCGACUUCAACAUCUACGUCGAGCACUUCGUCCACAUCCACGUCCAGCUCAUCUACUUCCACCAGCAGCACCAGCACCUCAUCUACGAGCACUACAUCCACAAGCAGCAGCACGACAUCGACCUCGUCGACUUCAACAUCUUCGUCGAGCACUUCGUCCACAUCCACGUCCAGCUCAUCUACUUCAACCAGCACCACCAGCACGUCAUAUACGACCACUUCAUCCACAAGCAGCAGCACUACAUCGACCUCGUCGACUUCAACAUCUUCGACCAGCACUUCGUCCACGUCCACCUCAAGUUCAUCCACUUCCACCAGCAGCACCAGCACCUCAUCUAGCAGCACUUCAUCCACGAGCAGCAGCACGACAACGACUACAACAACGUCAACAUCCUCCUCAAGCACGUCGUCCACAUCCACCUCGAGCUCCUCUACGUCCACAAGCAGCACCAGCACCUCAUCUACAAGCACUUCGUCUACCAGCUCCAGCACCACCACAACAACGACAACAUCCACAUCCUCCUCAAGCACUUCUUCCACAUCGACCUCGAGCUCAUCGACGUCCACCAGCAGCACUAGCACAUCCUCGUCGAGCACUUCAUCCACAAGCAGCAGUACCACAUCGUCUUCGUCGACCUCAACAUCUUCUUCAAGCACCUCUUCCACAUCCACGUCGAGCUCAUCGACGUCAACGAGCAGCACCAGCACAUCAGCUACAAGCACAUCCUCCUCGAGCACUUCAUCUACAAGCAGCAGUACCACAUCGACUUCGUCGACCACAACAUCCUCAUCAAGCACAUCGUCCACGUCCACCUCAACGUCAUCAACGUCCACAAGUAGCACUAGCACGUCCUCCUCGAGCACUUCAUCCACAAGCAGCAGUUCCACAUCGACUUCGUCGACUUCAACAUCUUCUUCAACAACAUCUUCAACUUCCACAUCCACUUCUUCCACAUCAACGAGCAGCACCAGCAGCUCAUCCACGAGCACGUCCUCCACCAGCAGCAGCUCUACAUCCACGUCGUCGACCUCCACAUCCACCUCAAGCACGUCGUCGACAUCGACAUCGAGCUCAACAUCAACCACUUCAUCCACCAGCACCUCGCUGACAAGUAGCAGCUCGACGUCCUCGUCAUCAAGUACGACUUCAUGGACUAGCACAUCCUCGACCACGACGUCUUCUACAAGCACAUCGUCCAGCACGUCGACAUCAACUUCCACAACCUCCAGCUCCAGUUCAUCCACAAGCACGAAGAGCUCCACCACGAGCACAUCCUACAGCACCACAACAACUUCUACAUCCUCAACUUCGUCGACUUCCACAACAAACUCUUCCACUACUACUUCGACAUCGAGCACCACGUACUCGUCCACCACUACAUCUUCCACUUUGACCUCAACUACGAAUUCCUCAACCACCACUACCAGCUCAACAACGACAACUUCUUACACGACCACGUCAACAUCGGUUUCCACCAUUUCGACGACCAGCUCCACGACUUCUUCGUCCACCGGGACUUCUACUACUCUCACUGAAACCUCUACGGUGACUCCUGGAGGCAAGAUCUUGACAGCAACUCGUAAGCCGAAGCAGCAUUUGACAGCUUGGUUUUAUUUUCAAGAGGCGAUCCUGAUGGGCUUCUGCUGGGCACCGGUGCAACAUCGCCGGGAGGGACAGCUGCCGAACGGACCUGAGAGAAAAGGGCGGGUGGAGCAAGUUCGCCAGAUAAAUGUUCAGACUCAGAAGUCGUCGCAUCAACGACCUUGCAAGUUAGGUAUGGGCAGUGCAGCCGAGUGCGAUCGAUUCGUUGUUCUGCUCUCUCCCCUGUCCCUGUCAAGGCUGCCUCUCUUGGAGGCUUCCUUCUUCUGGGUGCCGUGCUCGUGCCUCUCUACAGUCGCCUGGCGUGAAAAUUUCAUGAAGUUCAAUCCUUGCAUUUCAGCUGCAGCUUUUAACACGCUUCGAAUCAACUGGAGGAGUCAGGAGGAGGGUCCACAGAUGUCCAAAGUUUUUCGCUGA